AGCCGCCGGACUGUGCAGGUGAACGGCCGCCGCCUGGGGAGACUCCGAGUAGGACGUGCCGGGAGCGGUGUGGCCACCGUCGGGAGGUGUCCGAACGCACGCCCGCCCGCGCGCCCGCAUUGAGCCCGGGCGCAUUCACCUGUGCUCGGCCCCGGCCCCGGCGCUCCAGGCACCAUGGGCUGCACGCUGAGCGCCGAGGACAAGGCGGCGGUGGAGCGGAGUAAGAUGAUCGACCGGAACCUCCGCGAGGAUGGCGAGAAGGCGGCGCGGGAGGUCAAGCUGCUGCUGCUCGGUGCUGGUGAAUCUGGGAAAAGUACAAUUGUGAAACAGAUGAAAAUUAUUCAUGAAUCUGGUUAUUCGGAAGAAGAAUGUAAACAGUACAAAGCAGUGGUCUACAGCAACACCAUCCAGUCAAUUAUUGCUAUCAUUAGGGCUAUGGGGAGGUUGAAGAUAGACUUUGGUGACUCAGCUCGGGCGGAUGAUGCCCGUCAACUCUUUGUGCUUGCUGGAGCUGCUGAAGAAGGUUUUAUGACUGCAGAACUUGCUGGAGUUAUAAAGAGAUUGUGGAAAGACAGUGGUGUACAAGCCUGUUUCAACAGGUCCCGGGAGUACCAGCUUAAUGAUUCCGCUGCGUACUAUCUGAAUGACUUGGACAGAAUAGCACAAAACAAUUAUAUACCAACUCAGCAAGAUGUGCUCAGAACUAGAGUGAAAACUACAGGAAUUGUGGAAACUCAUUUCACUUUCAAAGAACUUCACUUUAAGAUGUUUGAUGUGGGAGGUCAGAGGUCUGAGCGGAAGAAGUGGAUCCACUGUUUUGAGGGGGUGACUGCGAUCAUCUUCUGUGUGGCACUGAGCGACUAUGACCUGGUUCUAGCCGAAGAUGAAGAAAUGAAUCGAAUGCAUGAAAGCAUGAAAUUGUUUGACAGCAUAUGUAACAACAAAUGGUUUACAGAUACAUCUAUUAUACUCUUUCUCAACAAGAAGGAUCUCUUUGAAGAAAAAAUCAAAAAGAGCCCUCUCACUAUAUGCUAUCCAGAAUAUGCAGGAUCCAACACCUAUGAAGAGGCAGCAGCAUAUAUUCUUUAUCAGUUUGAAGACCUCAAUAAAAGAAAGGACACAAAGGAAAUAUACACCCACUUCACAUGUGCCACAGAUACCAAGAAUGUGCAGUUUGUUUUUGAUGCUGUAACAGAUGUCAUCAUAAAAAAUAAUCUAAAAGAUUGUGGUCUCUUUUAAGUUUUGCAGAUAGUGAUGAAACCCGUUUUCAAGCCAAAUGAGUACUUAUAUAUGGAUCUCUCUAGACUAGAGUCUUGCAGUGACACAGAGUAUAGUAUACAACCAAUGCAUCUGAACCUGACCAAAGUUGUUCUGUUUUGUGUGUUUAACUGAAAACAAUUCAGGGACCUUUUUAGCGGUAAUAAAAAUGGUCCUAGAGAGAAGGUCAUUGUUAAAGCUGGGCUCUAGUAUAUUGAUGAUUUCUGUGUAAGUGUAAAUAUGCAGAUGUAUGUAUAAUGUAUUUAUAACUUUAAUUUUCCAUAUGAGUUUUAGGAGUGGCAACCUUUAAUUCUAGUAUGAUGGCUUUGGAAAUAACAUAAAUAUUAAGUACCUUGUACCAAAUGACAGAUGAUUACUGAGUUUUCCAGUUUUAAAAAGCUUUAUUUAUGUUCCUGUUCUGUAAAUUUUUAGGUGUAGUAAUUAAUACUAGGAAAUGUCAUAGCCUGUAUGUAUACUUGUAUUCAUAAAAAUGUUAUUUGUACAAACAUUGCACAGACUAUUUUAAUAACAUGAUUUGUUCUUUGAAUUUAAUGUGUUUUAUUGAAAUGUUCUUAAAGAGGAUGAGUAUACCUGUCUUUUAGUCAAUUAUUUAAGCAUUAUGAGCAUUUUAAUUAUUGUUUUUCUUUUAAAGAGUGCAUGCUCCUCUGUAGGUUUGAAAAAUGAAAAUUUUAGAUUUUUUUGAGGAUAUACUAUCUUAGAUCACCAAUUCUUAAUUUUUAUUCAUUUUGUUGCUUUCACUUUGAAUUUUAAUAUCUGGAUGGUAUUCAUGCAUUUCCAUAAAGGUAAUGCCUGAUUAAUUUUAUACACUUUAAACAAUUGCAUUUUUAUUUAAAACUAAGUUUUAGGUGGACAUUGAGAGCAUUUUUGUGGGCAAAAUUUUUUAGCAUAAUGAAUUUUGAGACAUUCAUUUGUGUAUUUCCUUUGGGAAAUCCCUUAGUACUUCCUGUAUAUGAGAAUUCCUUAUUUGGAAAGUAUGGAGAAAGAUCUUUGAAUUCUCUAUUGCUGAUAUUAUGCAAGCUUUAAAUUCAUAUGUGUAACAAAUUUCACACUGUCAAAUUACUUUUUACUCUAAUUAAAUUUACUCCACUUGCUUAAAUGUGUAUUUCUUUAUGCUAUUAUUCCUGAGAAUUAUAUGGACAAUUGCAUUUAGAAAAUGAGUAAAAGUAUUUAACUAAAGCAGUGAUUAGAUGUAUGCUCUAGUAAGUAUUACAUAUCAGCUAGAUAUUAAAACUUGGUAGAAUCAUUUUUCUUUUCAUUAUUUACAGUGUGUCUUUGUGACCUUAUUUGGGUAAAAUGAACAGCAUUCCCUGCCCAUUUCCUGAUUUUUUUUAACUCAUCCUGAAAUCAGUCUUUCAGUAAACUAUGCUAGUAAGUAGUGACUAAAUUUGGUUAUGUGUUGUCAUUUUGUUUAAAAACAAGUAUGUUUGUUGAAGUAUGUGCCUAUAUGUGUAUCUGGAUAACAAUGAGGUACUUUCAUAUUGGUUUCAUUUGAGGGAUUUGUUUCCUUGUAAAGAAAUUCCAAGUUAUCAAAAUUCCUUAAGUGUUAGCUUAGAUUUUUUUAUGUGCCUUUCAUGAAAGCUAUGUUUCCAUUCAUUUUACUGAUGGAAGACCUGUAAGAUCCACAUUGUGUUAUUGUGUAUGAAAUUUAACUAUAAUGCAUAAAUUUGAAUGAUGAGAAAUAAGGUUUAAAAGCCACAAAGAAGCACAUAUUUGUGACCAUCAUUGGAUUCCUCAACUCUAUUAUGUGUAAUUGUGUUACUAACAAAUCCUAAUAAAUUUAAAUUUUUAAAAUUUUA
Molecule: messenger RNA, 3074 nt
Organism: Dipodomys spectabilis (banner-tailed kangaroo rat)
Lineage: Eukaryota; Metazoa; Chordata; Mammalia; Rodentia; Heteromyidae
Gene: Gnai1
Product: G protein subunit alpha i1
Exons: 8
Coding region: 175-1239 (354 amino acids)
Biological process (GO): adenylate cyclase-modulating G protein-coupled receptor signaling pathway
Cellular component (GO): heterotrimeric G-protein complex
Molecular function (GO): GTPase activity; GTP binding; G-protein beta/gamma-subunit complex binding
Source: RefSeq, a predicted model, not a curated record